UGCUGUGAAGUCAUAUAACUGUAUAACUAAUGCUAAAUUAUAAUGACUUUUUUUGUAUAAGUCGGUGGGUGCUAGCAACCAAAAUUCUUCAAAAUAUGUUCUUUUGUGUUCAACAGAAGAAAGAAAAUCAUAAAGGUUUAAAAUUACACAAGAAGAGUAAAUGAUGAGGUAAUUGUGCAUUUCGGGUGAACUGUCCCUUUAACACACGAUCAAUAGAGGCCAAUUGCAAGUAUAUCAGUAGUCCUCAACAAAAUAGUUGCCACCGCGUUUCCUCAUGUUUCGGUGAGUUAAUGUUGUGGGUACGCCAAAAUCAAUUUAAUAAUAAUAAUAAAAACAUGCUAUAUUCGACACAGGCGUGGCUUCUGACGUCACGCCCUUUUUACCCGGGAAAUCAUUUCUGGCGCAAAACCCGUGAACAGGACCACACGAGGAGUGCAUUUAUCAGGAUAGAGCGUCAAGAGAGAGAGGUAAGUUUACUAGCUUGUUUUGUAAACUCAUAUUUGUCAAUUUGUGAAACGCAGACCAAUUAAACCAAUUAUAGACAGCUAACAUUACAGAUGAGCCAAUUACUGUCGUUGCUUGCCAAUGGUCGUUAGGCCUGGCACGACAACAAUUUUUUUGAUUGAUGAUAUAUUGUUCCCGAAAUAAUUGCGUUAAACAAUAUUAUCGUCAUUUGAACACAAUGCCCCAAAAUACAAGUAUAUUAAAAAAAUAUAAACUGGAGAAACUGCCCAGGCCCUGCUUUCGCCUCGGAGAAGGAUAAGAACACCACGAUCUGCACCACGUAAUCAUGUAAAUUAUUGAAGUGAUGAUGUACAUGUAUUGUUCGAUAAGUCAAUAUAUAUUGAGAAUUCCGAAGUACUUGUUGUACAUUGUACAAAGUAAAUUUGUAAAAAUGGAUCUGGGAAAUGGAAAGUGCAUAUUUCAUUUCAAGUUUUAACUUUAACUUGCAGUCUUUCAUCUACUUUUUAUUUUUUUUGCUUUUUUAUUUUUGAUAAAUACAUGUUUUUUGUGUAACUAGUAAGCAUGGUCUAAGUUGGUAGUAUGUUUUAAGCUGAUUGGACACAGUAAAUGUGUAGUGUCAUACAAUCAAGAUUUAAGUAAUAUUCACUGAGCUUUUGAUUAUUUGCUUUUUAACUCUACUUUUCAGAAUGUAAAUACAUAACUGGAUGCAAUGUCUAAACGGAAGAGAAUUAGUCCUGUGGAGGAUGCCACUACACACAUUCUGUCUGGCAAAGACAAGCCAUGCUUUGAGGAGAGAUUCAUUAACUCUCAUAAAGGUAGAGGUGUGUUUGCUAGCAUGUCCAUUGACAAAGGAUGCUUCAUUCUUGAAUACCGUGGAAAGUUAAUUUCCCAAGAGGAGAGCCAAAUAAGACAGAAUAAAUACAGUGAAACAGAAAAUACCUUCUUAUUUGACUUUGAUUGGGACGGAAAACAAUGGUGCAUUGAUGCCUCAAAAGAAGAUGGUUCACUUGGGAGAUUAGUGAAUGACGAUUACAAGUCUCCUAACUGUAAAAUUAAAAAAAUAGGUGUUGGAGGCAAACCACAUCUGUGUUUGUUUUCAAUUAAGGACAUAGCUUCUGGUGAAGAAAUAACAUACAACUAUGGAGAUUCAAAAUGGCCAUGGCGUACUCUGAUCAACCGAGCAGACUCUUGCAGUGAUGAGAACACGCCAUCAGAAGAGGCCGCAUGCUUUCCUACCAAAAUCAACAAGAAGUCAACUGAACAGAUCAACCGAGCAGACUCUUGCAGUGAUGAGAACACGCCAUCAGAAGAGGCCGCAUGCUGUCCUACCAAAAUCAACAAGAAGUCAACUGAACAGAUCAACCGAGCAGACUCUUGCAGUGAUGAGAACACGCCAUCAGAAGAGGCCGCAUGCUUUCCUACCAAAAUCAACAAGAAGUCAACUGAACAGAUCAACCGAGCAGACUCUUGCAGUGAUGAGAACACGCCAUCAGAAGAGGCCGCAUGCUUUCCUACCAAAAUCAACAAGAAGUCAACUGAACAGCUACACAGGUUUGCUGCCCGGAUAAACCGACUGAGAGAACAUCAUAACAGACAUGCUGAACGCUUUGAAAAGCUGUCUGAAGCACUUGUAAUUGAAGGACGGGUGCCUGAUAGCUCAGCGAAUGAUGAAUCUGAGAUAUCUUGUGAGGAAUCCUGUUCUGACUACAGUGACAAGGAUUAUGUCCCUGAUUCAGACAGUAGCUCAUCAGACAGCAGUUGUAGAAGUGAAGAGCUUUAUAACUUGCAUGCUAAGCCACUGAAGGGAGGUGUUGUGGGGUUUCAGAGUACAACAGACAGGAGUGCAACAGACAGGAGUGCAGCAGACAGGAGUGCAAGCGCAUUAAAUAACCGCUCCACAUCUGUGACCCCGAUGCCUACUGACCUGCAAAUAAACAGAUACAAGAAGAAACAAUAUUGUGUUUAUUGUCAGAAGCCAUUCUCUAAAAUCGCACGACACUUGGAGUUUGUUCAUCACAAUGAACUGGAGGUAGCUAAGGCAUUCAGCUUUGACAAAAAGUCAAAGGAAAGAAGAGCGAGAUUACACCUUUUGAAAAGCAGAGGGAAUUUUGCCCAUAAUGCUGCAGUUUCAAAAGCUGGAAUUGGGGAAAUGGUUGCUUGCCGGCGGCCCCAAAGAAGAAAAAUCUACCUCUGA
This is a messenger RNA of Danio aesculapii, 2659 nucleotides long. RefSeq names its product inactive histone-lysine N-methyltransferase 2E-like. The record is from RefSeq and is a predicted model, not a curated record. The transcript has 9 exons. Gene Ontology annotation, molecular function: protein binding. NCBI's taxonomy places the organism in Eukaryota, Metazoa, Chordata, Actinopteri, Cypriniformes, Danionidae. The coding region runs from base 1175 to 2659 and encodes 494 amino acids.